AUCUUUCCUUAGAACAUAUCUAUAUGUUCUAAGAAAGUGGUGAACGUUAAUUGGUCGUGAUUUUCUCGCUGACGUUAGCUGAUCUGGAACGACCAGUCGGCGAUUAACGACUGACAAGUGGUACUUCUAACCAUGAACGAUAUUCCUGUUAGUCCUGUCACUUUCGAUAUGUCACAUAAAUAAUUAAUUUCUAUUUUCCAAUGACGUUUUUGUAAAUUAUCUAUAAAUUGCACCACCAUGAUUUCUACAGCCCUAUUUGUUUCGUUAUUUUUCUUUUUGCUCAACGCGCAGGCAGGUCCUGUAUUAAAUACUCCACACCCGAAGUUGCUGGUCGUUUCUUACGAUGCGUUCAGGUAUAACUAUUUUGAGAGAAACCACACACCAUUUAUGAGCAAGUUAAAAGCAGAAGGCACUCAUACGGAGUAUAUGAUGAAUAUCUUUGUCACCAAAACUUUUCCUAAUCAUCAUACAAUGGCAACAGGAUUAUAUGCAGAAACACAUGGGGUUGUAGAUAAUGAAUUUUACGAUCCUAUCAACCAUAAUGUUACAAAAUAUUCGUACAAACUGUAUCAUUACAAUAAUAAUAUUCUUCCUAUUUGGACGGUGAAUGAGAAAAGUGGUAGACAUAGCGGUACAAUGAUGUGGCCAGGUUCUGUGUAUGAAUAUCAAGGAACAUCGCCUACCUUUGCACAGCCAUUUAAUGACACAAUUCCAUGGAAAGACAGGGUUGACACAUUAAUGUCAUGGUUUAUACAUCCUACAAAUCCAAUAAAUCUGGGAAUAUUGUACAUUGAAGAACCAGAUUACCAUGGUCAUGCUAUAGGAAUUAACAGUCCUGAAUUUAAUGAAAUUCUAAAAAAACUGGACAAUAUUACGAGAUAUAUACAUGAUAAAAUUAAUGAUUAUGGCUUGACAGAUCUCAAUGUAAUUCACUUAAGCGAUCAUGGCAUGGCAUCGGUUACGAUGGAAAGGAUAAUUAAUUUAGCAAAUUACAUAAAUUCUAGCGAUUACACAUUUGUAGGAACAUCUCCAGGAUUACAUAUUUUCCCAAAUCCUGGGAAAGAAGAGUUAAUUUAUCAAAAAUUAAAGUUAGGCGCAGAAGAAACGAAGACAUUCAAAGUAUAUAAAAGAGAAGAUAUCCCAAAAAAGUAUCAUUAUGGCAACAAUACUCGUAUAGGACCUAUUUUUGUCAUAGCUGAAGUCGGAUAUGCAUUUCAAAAUCUUUACACUGCUAUAGAAUAUUACAAAAAAAAAUUUAAUAUUACAGUUAAUAAUCAGACGGAAUUUGGACUGCAUGGUUAUAAUAAUGAAGCUAUGGAGAUGCAUCCUUUCUUUUUUGCUAAUGGACCUGCUUUUAUACCAGGAUGUAUAUUAGAACCUUUUAACAAUACAGAUUUAUUUCCUCUAUUUUGUAAAAUACUUGAAUUGAACUGUCCUAUAGUUAAUGGUACUUUAUCUCAUAUAACAAAGUGCCUUAGAACAAAAUCGAAUGAGGUAUCAGUAUCUACAUAUAAAGUAUUAUUUGCAGUUAUCAUAAGCACUGCUACAUUAUUAGGAAUUGCAGUAGUGGCGACAAUAAUUUAUAGGAAGAAACUAAGAUUAGCAUAUGAUUAUAGGCUGGAGUCGAGCGCUCGUCGAAGCGGUCGCCGCGUGAAAAGAGUGUUGCCUCCUCUCUUCUCGAGAGGAGGAUCAGAGAUCUCGACUGACGGCGAGAUGCCACCGCAGGAGAAGCUCACCGGGGCCGAGUCCACCCUCGAGGAUAUAUCCUCAAAGGACGCGAGUCCCGAGGCCUGUCUGUCGGCCUCUGCCUCGUCCGAGACCGGAUUUCCGUCCGCCAAGAACGGCCGCAAGAUCGCCGAGCUGGAGAACGCGGAUCCGGAGCAGCCCAAGGACUUGGACUUCGAUGAUCUGCUGCCCCACGUAGGCGAAUUCGGUACCUAUCAGAGGAUCCUCUUCGUGCUGAUGAUUCCAUUCGCCUUCUUCGUCGCCUGGGUGUACUUCUCGCAGAUAUUUAUCACUCUCGUGCCGGAGGGACACUGGUGCCGCGUACCCGAAUUGGAGAACCUCACGGUGGAGGAAAGGAUUGCACUGGCGAUACCAGUCGACGGGGAUGGCUAUUCCAAGUGUACUAUGUAUGAUGUGAAUUAUACAGAGAUCAUUUUAAAAGGGAUCAGAGAGGCGGAUCCGAGCUGGCCGACGAGGGGUUGUUCGCAAGGUUGGGAAUUCAAUUUUACCGAUAUACCCUACGAGACUGUGGCGACUGAGUUAGGAUGGGUGUGCGAACAUAGUGCCCUACCUACGACCGCUCAGAGCAUCUUCUUCGUCGGGGCGAUCUUCGGCGGCCUCAUAUUCGGCUGGAUCGCCGACAGAUAUGGGAGGAUACCUGCGUUGGUCGGUGCCAACGUCACCGGAUUUUUGGCAGGAGUCGCGACCGUCCUGGCCAGCAGUUUCUGGGAGUUUGCGCUGUGCCGGUUCUUCGUCGGCUUCGCCUUCGAUAAUUGCUUCACCAUGAUGUACAUAUUAGUGUUGGAAUAUGUGGGACCAAAGUGGCGCACCUUCGUGGCGAACAUGUCAAUAGCUCUCUUCUUCACGUUCGCCGCCUGCAUUUUGCCGUGGAUCGCGUACUAUCUGGCCGACUGGAGGAUGACCUGCAUCACCAUAUCCGUUCCCCUGGUUCUGGCGGUGGCAGCUCCUUGGUUGGUGCCAGAGAGCGCGAGGUGGCUCGUCAGCCAAGGUCAAGUGGAGAAAGCCAUCGAGAUCCUGGGUAAAUUCGAACGCAUGAACGGCACGAAAGUGCCCGACAACGUCUAUCAGCAAUUUCGUGAAACUUGCGCCAGGGUGUGUAAGGAACAGGAAGCGGACAAGACUUAUUCCGUGGUGGACUUGUUUAAGAGUCCACGCUUGCGAAACGUUACGAUCCUCCUCAUCAUCAUCUGGAUGGCGAUAUCACUGGUAUUCGACGGUCAUGUUAGAAACGUGAAUAAUCUCGGGCUCGACGUCUUCAUGACGUUUACCAUCGCGGCAUUUACCGAAUUACCCGCCGACACGUUUCUCACCCUCGUUCUGGAUCGAUGGGGUAGGCGAUGGUUGGCAUGCGGUACCAUGGUAAUUUCCGGAAUUUUCAGCAUUUGGGCGAGCGGGGUUUCAAACAAGGUCUAUUCGGCCACCCUGGCGAUUGUCGGUAGAUUCUGGGUCAACAUUUCGUACAACAUCGGUCUUCAAUACGCGGCCGAAGUGUUACCAACAGUUGUGAGGGCGCAAGGGGUCGCCUUGAUCCAUAUAAUGGGAUACGUCGCCAGCAUCCUCGCGCCCUUUGUUGUUUACUUGGACACUGUCUCGUCCAUUCUGCCGCUAUUAGUUCUGGGCAUUCUAGGCGUCCUGGGUGGUCUUUUGACACUCUUGUUACCAGAAACGUUGGACAAAGAUCUACCGCAGACCUUGCAGGACGGCGAGGACUUUGGGAAAGAUCAAAAGAUGUGGGACAUGCCGUGUCUCUCGAAGAAAAAGCCUGCAGAUGUGGAAGUGCCACCGGUGGCUAUCUUCCGAUCCUUCGAGCGCAGCAGUUUCCGAAGUUCGAUGAGAGCGUCCACCCGCGGCGAGACCCUGAGGAGCAGCAUGAUACAAAGAUCGCAUAGCUUAAGAUCGCGGAAGAGCGUAAACGCGGCUACGGAGGCGGAGAACAAAUGAAUGUCCCAAGAGACGUGACUAUGAUUUCGGAGAUAUUCCUUCUUUCCAUCAUCGUUCCUUCCUCCGUCAUCGUGUGAUAUAUAUCGGAGCUACUAAAAUCAAAUUAGACGCACACUCAUAUACCCUUAUAACGAUAGCUACAGCUUUAAAUCGCAAAAAAAUGGAGUGUCGCUUUUUUUUCUAGCAUGCUCUUAAAGAGAGAAAGGAAGGGAAGAGGAAGGGAAAUUAUGUGAUUUAAUAGUAUGUAUUAGGAGUAGAGAGGAGAGUAUAAAUGUCAAUUAGAACUUGACUAAAUUAAGCUCUAAUCGGCUGUUCUGCAGAUAUUUCUACUGUGAUUUUAUAUCAUAGAAUCUUUUCCAUUUUCCUCGAUAUACUUUUUAAUCUUAUAUAUGUGACAUCUUUGAAAUUUCAGUGAAAUUUCAGAAAAAAUAGAUAGGGAUUUUACGGGCAGCCAUGUAGUAUUAACGUAAUUUUAUGAUUUUUUUAUUGCAAUAUAUAUUUCUUCCAAAUAGUUGUAUUUAAUAAUAGAAAAAGAAACUAAGUUAUAAGUUGCGGUUAAAACGUUCGCGAAACCCCACACACGUUCCUUUUACAAAAUAUACUUGUCGCGGAGAGAAAAGAUAUCUAUUUUUUCAGAUGCGAGAUCAUUCUUCGAUCUCGAGGAAUGUAACCGCAUUGAAAAAUAGAUGAGGGCGCAGAUGAAAGGCAAAUACCUACUCGGGAUAAUGUAAAAUUUCUUCUAUGCAUUUUAAAUUGAUCACGCGCUGCUGCGCGUCAGUAUUGCUCGCAUACAAUAUGAUAUUGUGAUGUAAAUUAAAUUUUUGAACUAUAUCGGAUGAUGCAACGCGCUGAAUACGAAUGAAGAUCCCGCAUUACGAAUGGCAAGUUUUGUCGAGCAACAACUUUUGUUGUUGACGACGACGCGGUGUCAACAUCUCCGCCCGUCAUCAGAAAUGCGUUAGUCUGAAAAUAUUUUUCGCCAAAAUUCAGAGAAAAUUUAAUAUAUUAUGUACAUAUAAUAUUUCGUAUAAGCUAUUUGUAAAUAAGCUAAGAGAUUAUUACAAAUUAAUUUGUAUCCUGUUAAUCUGUGUUAAUAAACGUCAACUAAUAUGUUCAAUUGAA
Molecule: messenger RNA, 4809 nt
Organism: Nylanderia fulva
Lineage: Eukaryota; Metazoa; Arthropoda; Insecta; Hymenoptera; Formicidae
Product: organic cation transporter protein-like
Biological process (GO): transmembrane transport
Cellular component (GO): membrane
Molecular function (GO): transmembrane transporter activity
Source: RefSeq, a predicted model, not a curated record